AUGUUCCUGCGCAUAUGGGUGCGCACAAGGAUCAUCCAGGCUUUAGGUCGCGACGAUUGGACCAUGAUGAUCACACAACUGUUCUUCUCAAUCUAUCUCGCAUGUCAGAUAGGAGGGGCAGUAUACGGCACUGGGCAGCAUCUCGAAGACCUGGAGCCAUCAAGAGCUGAGCGCGCAUUGUCCUUCUGGUGGGCAUGCGAGUAUUUCUAUGCUCUAGCCACCGUCAUGAUGAAGGUCUCAAUCGGCUUCUUUCUGCUCCGUGUCGCAGUAAACAAGGUUCACGUAUGGAUCAUCCGCCUCACUAUGCUAUUGACGGCAGUCUUUGGUGGCGCAUUCGCUGUGGUCUUGAUCUUCCAAUGCUGGCCCAUCCACGCAUUCUGGACGCUGAACCCGGAUGAUGGACAUUGUGUCAACGCCGAAGUCUUGAGCGCUCUCACAUACACGAUAUCGGCCUUCAACGUACUGGCGGACUGGAUCUUUGCACUUCUACCAGGGUUUGUGGUCAAAGACUUGCAAAUGCCUCUCCGACGUAAGAUCUCUGUCGCUGUGAUCAUGGCUUUGGCAGCCGUCGCGUCGACUGCGACUAUAGUCCGACUGCCGUAUAUCUCGAGUCUGAAAGAAAGCUCCUUGGGAUGGAACGGGGACUUCUUGUACGAUACGGUCGGUGUAGCAAUCUGGACGACCGUCGAAGUAGGGCUUGGUGUUACAGCGGGUAAUAUCGCAACAUUGUGGCCGCUUGUGCAGCUUAUUAGAGCCAAGUUCGGGGUUGCUACCACGCACACUGACACGCCGAUGCCUACACCUGCGUUCGGGACACGAGGCAAGUCUCCAGCUAUGGAGCUUGAUGGUCUAAAAUCUGGACAGGGAGUCAGAACAGUCAUCUCGAGCAAACAAUAUAAGUCGCAGAGCGGUUGGCGGUCUCGAAAUAGCAGCGAGGAGUACCUUGCCAGGCCUGAGAACAUCACACGUCAGGUUGUUGUCGAGUACGAUGAAUACAAUCCGGGGCAAGAUGAGAAGAUGUCUGGCUGGGACAAGGCUUGA
Recurvomyces mirabilis is the source of this 1041-nucleotide messenger RNA. RefSeq lists its product as uncharacterized. NCBI's taxonomy places the organism in Eukaryota, Fungi, Ascomycota, Dothideomycetes, Mycosphaerellales, Teratosphaeriaceae. The transcript is spliced from 2 exons. The record is from RefSeq and is a predicted model, not a curated record. The coding region runs from base 1 to 1041 and encodes 346 amino acids.